This is a messenger RNA of Seminavis robusta, 1701 nucleotides long. Lineage: Eukaryota; Bacillariophyta; Bacillariophyceae; Naviculales; Naviculaceae. The record is from the annotation of a GenBank genome assembly.
AUGACGACUUCUACUAAUGCUAAUGCUGCUUCAAAGGGAGGAAAGUCAUUGGUCUUUCAUUGGUUCCGAUUGGGCGACAUGCGCCUUCACGACAAUCCGGCGCUCCAAAAGAGUAUCCUGCAGGCAGGCAACAACAAGAAUAUUGUUCCGGUGUUCUGUUUUGAUCCCCGCAUCUUUGGAAAUGGGGCUCGGAGUAGAAUCAACAACGAACUCAAGUGUGGUCCCAAACGAGCGCAAUUUGUAUUGGAAUCCGUGGCAGAUUUACGACGUAAUUUGGAACGCAAAGGAUCCGGAUUGCUGGUGGCUCACGCCAAGCCAGAAGACUUUUUGGAUCAGCUCUUUCAACAACUUGGAGGAGAUGAUGCCGUGACCAAUGGGAAAGUCAUUUGUCAGGAAGAAGUUUGUAGCGAAGAACAGGAUGUUGUCAAGGCUGUGGAUACUGCCCUUCGAAAGCGAUGUGCUUCCCGUCUGCCUUUGGUGGAGACUGUUUGGGGAUCUACGCUUUACAAUAUUGAAGAUUUGCCGUACCAAACUGGCCUGGCAGAUCUUCCUGAUUCGUUCACCCCAUUCCGAAACAAGGUGGAAAAGAAAUGUGAAAUCCAAACCCCAUUUGCAGCUCCCAACAGCAUGAAACUUCCAUUUGCAGCCGACAGUCCGCAAGGCAAAGCGCUUCAGCCUCAUUUGUCCUACAUUCCAACACUCCAGGAUCUAGGAUACACCUCGGAGCAAAUGGAAGAAGCCAAACACAAAUCCAUUGGCAACUUGGAAUUCGUUGGUGGAGAGACAGCUGCUUUGGCCCGCGUCGAAAACUACAUUUGGACACAAGAUCGGCUCCAAAUCUACUUUGAUACCCGCAAUGGAAUGCUGGGCGACGACUACUCGUCCAAGUUGGCUCCCUGGUUGGCACACGGCAACGUGUCUCCUCGGUUCAUUGCCAAGGAGUGCAAACGAUACGAACAGGAGCGAGUUGAGAACAAAUCCACCUAUUGGCUUGUAUUUGAACUGCUUUGGCGGGACUUUUUCAAGUUCUUUUCCCUCAAGCAUGGGACCUCGCUCUUCUUUCCUGGUGGACCGGUGGGAAACGACAAAAAGUGGCAUCAUUACGAGAAGAACCUGCAGGCUUGGAAAGAGGGAAAGACGGGAUUUCCAUUAGUAGACGCCAAUAUGCGAGAGCUUGCUGCCUCGGGGUUCAUGUCCAACAGGGGGCGGCAAAAUGUCUGCUCCUUCUUGGCGUUGGAACUGAAUCAGGAUUGGCGGUACGGAGCCGAGUACUUUGAAAACAUUUUAGUUGAUUACGAUGUCUACUCCAAUUGGGGCAAUUGGGCCUCUGGGGCUGGCAUGACAGGAGGCCGUCUCAAUCGAUUCAAUAUUGUCAAACAAAGCAAAGACUACGAUCAGCACGGUGACUACGUUCGCCACUGGGUACCUGAACUGAAAAACGUACCCACAAAGUUUGUGCACGAGCCAUGGAAAAUGACGCAGUUUCAGCAAAUGGAAUACGGCUGCAAACUUGGAGUGGACUAUCCCAAUCCCAUUGCCAAACCCUACUACCCACAAGGUGGAGGCAAAGGAGGCAACAACAAAAACGGUGCCCACAAGGGACGAGGAAACAACAAUCGGAACAAGCCCAAUCCCAAUCGGGGGCGAGGUCAGAAACAAGACAUGAAGAGCUUGAAAGAAGGAAAGAUCCACAUGAAGUAG